Rotaria sordida is the source of this 2349-nucleotide messenger RNA. Lineage: Eukaryota; Metazoa; Rotifera; Eurotatoria; Philodinida; Philodinidae. The record is from the annotation of a GenBank genome assembly.
AUGCCAGUAAAAAAAAGAGCCUCUUUGGGAAGAAGUACAUCAGCUGCAAGAAGAAUGGCAGCAACAAGAGCAGCUGAAGAUUCUGAAGACGCACGCACUCGACUUGAUGGUCAACGUGCAAGACAAGCAGCUUCAAGAGCAGCUGAAUCUCCAGAACGGAGACAAAGUCGACGGGAAGAUGAUCGAGCCAGACAUGCAGCUUCACGAGCAGCUGAGAAUCCCAUACAGAGACGGACUCGAAGUGAAGAUCAGCGUAGACGACAAGCAGCCUCAAGGGCAGCGCAAUGGACAUUUAUGGAAGGGGAAGCGUUUCGGUAUGAUCCAGCCAAUAACUAUGACAGCCAUCCUCAACUUAAUAUUGGACAAAUGAGCGAUGUUUGUCCAUACUGUAAUGCCCUCAAAUGGCAUGCAGAAACACGAGGUAUGUGCUGUUCUGGUGGUAAAGUAAAGUUACCUGAACUUCAGCCUCCUCCUGAACCACUGAAAUCAUUAAUAGGCCCUACUUCAUUUGAAGCUCUUCGAACUGUAAACGGUCAGAUCUGUGCAACAUUUCGUGAAGCAUGUCAAUUACAUGGAUUACUGGAAGAUGAUCAGCAAUGGGAUGCCACCAUGUCCGAAGCAGCUGCAGCUCAAUUGCCAGCAAGAUUAAGAAAUCUAUUUGCUCUUAUACUAGCUGUUUGUGGACCAUCCAAUCCAAAACAAUUAUGGGAGUCGUACAAAGAAAGCUUGACUGAAGACAUUCUGAGAAAUGCUCGCAGGCAAAAUCCUGGAAUUAAUUUGGAUUAUACACCAGAUAUGUUUAAUCAAGCACUGAUUAUUAUUGAAAAUAAAGUUUUAGAGAUGGGUGGCAAAGAACUUGAGAAAUUAGAGCUCCCAACUCCUCAACGAAAUUCGGGUGAUCGAUUAAACAGUGCAAUGCUCAGAGAAACAAGUUAUGAUGUGAAAGAGUUGAAUGCUUAUAUAACAGCAAAUGAGCCACUGUUGGUGCCGGAUCAGAAAGCUGCAUACAAUGCGAUUUUGGAUCAGAUCGAGAAGAAAGCUGGUGGAAUAAUCUUCCUUGAUGCACCUGGUGGAACAGGGAAGACAUUUGUCAUUAAUUUGUUAUUGGCUAAAAUCCGGCAUCAGUCAAAGAUUGCGAUUGCGAUCGCCUCUUCCGGUAUCGCUGCUACGCUGCUUCACGGUGGUCGUACUGCGCACUCGACAUUAAAGUUACCUCUUAAGUUUUUGGAAAAUCAAACUCAUCUCUGUAGUAUUACCAAAGGAACUGGCGAAGCAAAGGUUCUGCAAGAAUGUGAACUUAUUGUAUGGGAUGAGUGCACAAUGGCUCAUAGGUAUGCAUUAGAAGCUUUGAACCAUACUUUACAGGAUCUUCGUAACAAUGGAAAGAAUAUGGGUGGAGUAGUUGUACUUAUUGCUGGCGAUUUUAGGCAAACAUUACCAGUUAUUCCAAAGGGUACCAUGGCUGAUGAGCUUAAAGCUUGCUUGAAAUCUUCGUAUCUUUGGAGACAUGUUGCAUCAUUAAAACUCAGUACUAACAUGAGAGUGCACUUACAAGGUGACGUAUCUGCCGGCCGUUUCGCUGAACAACUUCUCGCAAUUGGAAAUGGCAAAAUACCUGCUGACCCAGUCAGUGGACUUAUUAAUAUUUCAGACAACUUUUGCAAUAUCGUUGAAUCAGUCGAAGAACUCAAGAAUAAAGUGUUUCCAAACAUUCAAACUCAGUACAAGGAUCACAAAUGGUUAUGUGAACGUGCUAUUCUGGCUCCGAAAAACGUCAAUGUAAAUGCUAUCAAUCUACAAAUACAGCAACAACUUCCUGGUGAAGCUAUAUCUUACAAAUCAAUUGAUACAGUUAAAGAUAUCGACAUGGUAGUUCAGUAUCCAACUGAGUUUCUCAAUUCACUCGAACCUUCUGGAAUGCCACCACAUAACUUGCGUCUGAAAAUUGGAUCAUCUAUUAUGCUCCUAAGAAAUCUGGAUGCACCAAGAUUAUGUAAUGGUACAAGGCUAUGUGUCAAAACUCUAAUGCCUCAUGUAAUCGAAGCAACGAUCAUGACAGGUUGUGCAAAAGGUGAAGAUGUAUUCAUACCAAAAAUACCUUUGCUCCCCUCUGAUAUACCAUUCCAAUUUACACGACUUCAGUUUCCAGUACGGCUUGCCUUCGCAAUGUCUAUUAAUAAGGCUCAAGGGCAAUCACUUAAAGUUGCUGGUGUCAAUUUAGAAACUCCUUGCUUUUCUCAUGGUCAACUUUAUGUGGCAUGCUCGAGAGUAGGAACUGGAGAGAAUUUAUAUGUUUUUGCUCCAGAUGGAAAAACGAAGAACAUCGUGUACAAAACAGCUUUACAAUGA